CUCUAUCUGUGCUGAAAAUUUGAGCUUGAUCGGUUGCACCGUCUUCGGGAACCAGAAAGUGUCAAAAAAGAGGGGGGGGGGUACCCUUAAGAGUUGAGGACAUUUUUUUUUUUGACAACGGAAGGAAACUGAUCACAAAAAUAGAGAUUAUGAACUUUCAGUAUGCUUAUACUAUAGCUAAAAAGAAUUAUUUUGUUUUUCUUCUAGAAUUAUUGAAUAUCUCUUGGAAGGAAUAUUCGAUCUUGAUAUGAAGCUUUGCUUAUAAAUAGACUUCAUGUUCCUUAGAAUGUUCUGAAAUUUUUAGCCAAAACCGAUGCUUUCUUGACGAGAUAUUGCAUGAGAAGAAAAAAAAACAAUGACAUUUCAAAAAAAAAACAACUUGUUUUUUCAACGUACCAUAGCUCAAGAAGGAAGUAUCCGUUUUGACUGAAAUUAAUUAAAUAUCUCAUUUAGAAGUCAGCUAAAAGUUUUUUGUUUUUCAAUUCUAUAGUCUAUCAUACUACCUUAACUUGAAAAACUAUUCAUUUUUGAAUAGAGAGUUUUGUACACAAUUAUCAUAGUAUCUCUUGAAAGGAAGAUUCGACUUUUAAGAAUAAAGAUCAAAUAUUUUUCGACUACAUUGAUAUUUUCUGUCUUAAAAAGAUUAAUUGCUAUUGAACAAAGUCUAUGUGAAUGUGUCACGGUAUAUUUUUGUAAGAUGGUAUCACAUAUUUUCCUAUAGAUUAAGCAGCCGACAUCAAGACUGAAAGCUUUACUAUUGCCUUCUCGGACUUCAUCUUUAAUAAAUAAUCAAACUCGAAAAUAGCUGAUGCGACUGUUACAGGUGAUAUGAGCGUGCUGGAGGCAUGAUUUCGACUGAAACUUAACAUUUUUCUAAGAGUUUAAAAAUAUUCAUACAGUGAGAUAUAAAAAGGAAAUCAAGCAGAAGAACUGUAAUUUGCACUAUAUAGAUCUCAUUCUUUAUCUUCAAUGAAUAUUGAUAUUAUUUUUGUUUUUUUUUUUUGCUAGCGUAUUGUUUUUGUUCCUCGUCCUUGGAAAUCUACUGAUGGUUCAAUAAAUUUUGCUGUUUUACAACGUAUGAUGGAAUCAUUACUUUUAUUUAUAAUUGAUCAUCCAGGUACAAGUCUUGAAUAUUUAUAUGAACAUUAUAAAUGUGUACUUCAACCAGUUGCUAUUAAUGAUUGUAUUGAAUUAUUUCAACAAAUGAAUUGUUUAGAAACAGUUCAAGUACCAUUAAAAAAGAUAAUUGAAAAAAAAAUAAAUCUUUAUUCAAAUGAAAAUUCCGAUGAUGAUGAUGAACAUGAACAUCAAAAUGAACAAAAUAUUCAAUAUGAUAUUGAUAAUGAAUUUGAACGUAUUUUAUUUAAAACUAAUUAUGAUUAUCAACAAAAAACACUUUAUUGUUUUCCAACUUAUGAUUGUUUAACAAAAUUUGGUGUUGCAUUUCCAUUAUCAUUAACUAAUCAACAACGAGGCAUUGAUCGAAUGCCAUUUCCUAGUUAUUAA
Rotaria sordida is the source of this 1506-nucleotide messenger RNA. NCBI's taxonomy places the organism in Eukaryota, Metazoa, Rotifera, Eurotatoria, Philodinida, Philodinidae. The record is from the annotation of a GenBank genome assembly.